Messenger RNA from Lipotes vexillifer (Yangtze River dolphin), 372 nucleotides. The record is from RefSeq and is a predicted model, not a curated record. Lineage: Eukaryota; Metazoa; Chordata; Mammalia; Artiodactyla; Lipotidae.
AUGGCCAGCUUUGGGCUAGGCCUCCUGGUGCUGCUGCUGACCACCCACCCUGAGCCCUCGAAGGCUCAGCACUGCUCCCACAGCUGGCACCCUGAAGGAAAGCAAGCCUCCAGCUCACUCCAUGACCCCCAACAUACUCCUGGGCCCCCAGACCAAAUUGUCCCCAACCUCCCAAGCGAUGUUCUGGCUCCCCCUGAGGACAGUGUGCCCUGGGAGAGUAGGACCAUGGCCCGGUGGCUCCUCCACAGGAAGCAGCACCUGGUGCAGACACUGCUGUACGGCCCCAAUAACCAGGUGGUCAUUGAUACGUGCACUGGGAAUGACUCAGUGAUUGCAGAGCUCCCCAAGGCCAAUAGCGGAAGACAGGUGUAG